This is a messenger RNA of Cyanidioschyzon merolae strain 10D, 3327 nucleotides long. RefSeq names its product similar to regulator of nonsense transcripts. Bases 1 to 3327 code for a protein of 1108 amino acids. Gene Ontology annotation, molecular function: helicase activity; ATP hydrolysis activity. Lineage: Eukaryota; Rhodophyta; Bangiophyceae; Cyanidiales; Cyanidiaceae. The transcript has a single exon. The record is from RefSeq and is a predicted model, not a curated record.
AUGCCGCAGGGUUCGCUGUUGUCAUCGUCAUCGGCAGCAUCUGCAGGUACUUCAGUCACUGCACAUAGGGAACCGACUAGAUGGCGACGACGAUGGCAGCGGCAAGCAUCAGACAACGAAACAGAACACCACGUGAACUUGGAGCUCCAGUUACCCGAACCGCCAAGCCCCGAGGCAGCAGAGGCGCAGCUGGUUGCAACGCUGCUGCAGUCCUGGGAGCGGUCCUUGCAGCGCCCGGUUCCCGAGUCGAGCGAUGAUGAACCUGCCUGGGUGCAAACUGACUUUGCGUGCGUGCAUCACUACCGCGAGUACUGGAUACGCCGCAUAGAAAACGAGUGGGUUGCAGCAGUCGCAGAAAGCGCUGCGCUGAGGGUUGAAGUGAACGCUUGGGCAGUGACCAUUGCCUCUGUAGAGCCGACCUGCACGGACUACGCUGAUCGCGCUGUUCUUCAGUGGGCAGCCGGCGUCGAUCCGCCACCAGACCUGGAUUCACAAGACGUAUACUUCCUGCAAGUCGAACGCGGGCGCAACGCUGCGUCUGGCGCUGGGCCCAUCGUUCCUGCUUUACGGUUGACUCGAUUGGGCUUUGCGAGCUGUUCAGGGAACGUUCAUGAGUUUAGCGUUUGGAUUCCGCGAAACUGCCUCCAUAUGCAGCAACGCACUGGUACAGUUGCCCGACUAUGGCGAGCGUUCUCCGAUGAGCGCGAAUGGCGAACUGGGCUUGUACCUUUUGUGCGACAGCUCCAAGCGGUAACCCGGCUAGGCCAGAUCCAUCGACCGCUCUUGUAUGCGCUGAUCAGGCCCCAGGAGCAUUUCAGUAGCGGGCGUAAUGUGCCGCCGAACGCCUUGCCAGGUUUCCAAACACGGAAGCAGCAGCAGCAGCAGCAGCAGCAGCAAGAGCGCUAUGCGAACAUCCGGGAGAUGAAUAGUGGCGGGAGCGUCAAACCUGAUUUUUCUCUUGGUUUGUUGAAUGAUGGACAGAUGCGAGCGAUUACAAGAAUUGUAGAGGCUCGCCCCGGCUCUGUGACGUUGAUCGUUGGCCCGCCAGGAACGGGAAAGUCGCGGACCAUCAUCGGGGCGCUGAGACGUCUCACGGGAGAAACACCAGCGCCGCGUCUUCUUGUAUGCGCACCGUCAAAUCAUGCGGUGAGGCUGCUCUACGAACAGUUCCGGUCGCAGUCCGAUACUACGCGGCCGGUUGGUAUUGCGUGGUUACAGGCGCAAUCCCAGCGACAGGAACAUGCCAAUAAUGCCCCAAACUCCAAUAACGAUGGCCAAAUAGGAAUCGAGUGGAACGCUCUUGUUCAUGACGUUCCCAUACGGAACGCGGACGUUGUCUUCGCGACUCUGAAUAGUGCAGCUGGGCUAGGGUUUCAGGGUACGGGGAGGAUGCGAGAGCGACCCUUCCAGUACGUGAUUGUGGAUGAAGCGUCUCAAGCUGUUGAGCCGGAUACGCUGAUACCGCUCAUCCUCGAGUCUUUUUGCCCGACGAAUUUCCCGCAUGGUGAUCGGAUGGAACCCGAAACCAUCGCUCCAAGCAGACUUGUGCUUGUAGGCGAUGCUCGACAACUACCCGCCACAGUGCGAUCGCGCUUGAAUCAGGCUAGUGGAUAUGACAAGUCGCUUUUCGAGCGACUUUCCGAGGCUGCAGAACGCGUCCACGGAGCUGCGCUGUGUUGGCUAGACGAGCAGUAUCGCAUGCAUCCGUCGAUCGCCGCGUUUCCGUCACAUUUUUUCUACGGGGAUCGUUUGCGUACAGCUUGCCAAGUUUGUGAGCGUCUGAGAGGCGUCGACUCUCCGAUAGAGCUUUUGGACAUGUCAGGCGACGCCGAACAUCGAGAAAUUCGAGUGGCCACUAGCCUGGCAAAUCCGUACGAGGCAGCUCGACUUGUACGAUGGUUAGCUGAGAAUCAACCGAAACUUGUCGGAAGUAGGAAAGAUCCGCUGACUGUUUUGUUGAUCACGCCGUACCGGGCUCAGGUUCGUUUUCUGGAAGAAGCGCUUCAGGAGUUCCAUCUUUGGACGCCAGCAGCUGCAGCAUCGUCGCAACCAACACGAAGCCGUCAGGAAUAUCGAGUUGCCACCGUGGAUGCCGCCCAGGGUGCAGAGGCUGACCUCGUGAUUUUCAGCCCUGUUCGGAGUGCCCGACACGGAGUGAGCGCAUGUACAACGCCCCGAGCGCUGAGCAUCGGUUUUGUGGCGGAUACCCGGCGACUCAAUGUAGCGCUCACAAGGGCACGAUCGCAGCUCGUUGUUGGCGGCGACCUGCUUACGUUGGUUCGAGCCUCACCAGUUUUUGCCGCAUGGAUAACGUUUCUGUGUGAGCGCAAGCUCGUUCCGAACCCGGAGGCACUCUGGGAACGUCUCUGUGAGGGACUCGAACACCCGCCAAACGAGCGGACAACGCUGGUGGAUACAUCGGAUCCUGUGGCGUCCGGCUUCGCGGAUGCAUCCGAGGCUGCAAAGGCGCGCAAGCCCGAUGUCGUCGCUAGGCAGAACCGUCGUAACGAGGCGGCCUGCGCGCCCAUCUACCCAUGCAAGAUCUGCCGGCAGGCGUCAACCCGGAUCUCUGCCGCAGUAGCUCGGAAACAGACACUGGGGUCCUUGCAGGAGCCGCGGUCUACGCGACACAGUCCUACCGCUGGCUUGCCACCAGCAGUGGCAUCGAUUUCCUGCGCAAAAAUGAAACGCACACAGAAGGAUGCGCGGAUAGCUGCAGCGCGUGCCGAGGCCGCCACUGCACGCAUCAUUCACUCCGAUGACGACGCAUCAUCCGACGCGGGCUCGCUGCCGACCAGAGGCGGGAGAGCAGCGCAGCUGUUGCGAAGGCAUCGCACCAACGGCGGCGGGUAUGCUACAACGCGACCGCAGCCAGUGCACAAGGGUGUCGACCGGCGCUGGCGCUCCUCGAGCGAUGCUAUUGCCGGCACCAAUGCGGAUCACUUUACGAAGCGGAUACGGGCAGCGAGACCAGCGCCAUCGUCAGUUCCAGGACUGACUGGGGGAUCGGCACCGUCGGCCGCCGCGUUGGCGACUGUUUUUGAAUCACCAUGGCCCCGUGAACGCGUUUCUGCCGAGCAGCAACGCCAACUCGAUCGCGUCUCCUCUGUGCAGAGGUUCGCUCUCGGUGGAGCCACGACGACACCAGUAACGCUGGCAGUUGGAGAUCGUUUUCGCGAGCCCUCGCUGCACACUGGAUCCGUCGCACGAAACUCCACGGCAGUGCAACGCAUCGCGAGCCGACUUGCCGAAAGAGCAAAAGACACAUUGGAGAAUGUCCGCCGUUCAGCGAUAUUCGACAAGGAAGGCUCUGGUGAUGCGCGCUGA